AGAGAGAGAGAUGGAUGAGGAGAAGAGGAGGGAGAGGGAGAGUGACAGGAGGAAAGGGUGGUGAGGGAAGUGACGGGUGUCUCUCUCAAGCAGGAGAUGGGACAGAGGGCUGUGCCUAGCUAUACAGCUAGGAAGAGUAGAGUGACGAUGAGGUGACCAGCAGAAUACAAGGCCUUCUAGCCCACAGCCUCAUCCCUCAGUCUGUAUCUGCCCGACCUCCCUCCCUCCUCCCCACCCUCCACCCACCACACACACACACACCUCUGAGGAACGGCUGCACCCGGUAAUGCUGUAAGGAUCUCCCCACCCCCACUCACCCACUACCUGCCCCGAUGACGGACACCAGACCCCGACCACAGACGCCAGACGUUUCUUCCCCCUCAGGCCUUCUGAGGAGCACCGGUGACCGGGCCCUGGGGAGUCAACUGUGAGACGAUGGACCAGGAGAGUGGUGGGGAGGCAGUGAAAGGAAGUGGUUAUCAGUGGCAGAACUACAAGCUGGUGGCUGAUCCCACCAUAAGACGGGUCCCACAGAAAGUCUAUCGAUAUGACGGACUCUACUUCAACUUACCGGAUGCUGGUUUCCCACCCGUUGGAGAUGUUCGAGACCCUCGACAACGACGUAUCUGGACUAAACAUCGUGACAUCUCGCUUCCUGUGCCAAAGUUCAAGUUUGACGAGUACUACGUGGGGUCAGUUCCCCUGAAGGAGGUGACCUUCGCCCGCCUCAACGACAACAUCAAAGAGGGCUUCCUGGCUGACAUGUGCAAGAAGUUUGGCGACAUCGAGGAGAUUGAGAUCCUGUACAACCCUAAGAACAAGAAACACCUUGGCUUGGCCAAGGUGGUGUUCACCAGCACGCGGGGUGCCAAGGACACCGUCAAGAACCUGCACAACACCUCCGUGAUGGGGAACAUCAUCCACGCCCAGCUGGACAUCAAAGGACAGCAGAGGAUGAAGUACUUUGAGCUCAUAGUGAAUGGUUUCUACACACCACAGACGGUGCCUACAGGAGGGAAGGCUCUCACUGACAAGUUCCCAGUACACCAGACGGACAUAGCUCCUGCCCUUACCCCUCCUUGCUCACAGGCCAAUGACCCCAGGCGACGGAGGUCUUGUGACGCCAGUUACCCAGGCAAUGCCAGCCAGCCCAGCACUCCUGGCAAUGGCACCCCCUGCUCCCAGGACACCGCAUACUCGAGUGGACACCAGGACACCCCUUCUUCCUUUGGACAGUAUACCCCGCAGUCCCAGGGUACACCCUACACUCCAAGGGGAGGCACCCCCUUCUCACAGGACUCCCCGUUCUCCAGCCGGCAGGGCACUCCGUCCUACCAGCCCUACCAGCAGGACCCAGCCUACAAGUCACGCCGCCAUUCCUCGACUGGAUCCUACCCUCGACGUCAUGCGCCACACCCUCCUUUCCUCCCUUACCGACCCCCGGAGCAGCAGCCUCCGCCUCCUCCUCAGCCUCAUCUCCGCUUCCCCGGCUUCCCCCAGUCCUACCGGCCCUCAACGUCCUCAUCCUCGUCCUUCCUGCCAGCUGGCGACGGCUCCCACUACCUGCCCCAGCCCGAGUCUGGCCUUGCCCCAGCCCCCUACCCCAGCCCCGCGCCCUACCCCCCCUACAGCAAGGAGCCCGCGGCUUUCCCCUUCCCGCCGGGGUCAGAGGCUUACGGUAGGCCCGUCGGGGGUCCAGACUCCCCAGCUGAGGGCCGGCCCCCCUCCCCGCCCCCACCUGGUGCUCCUGCGCCCUCUCCACCCCCCUCUGACUCCCCCCCUCCGGCCGAGAGUCUGCCCUGCGCUCGACACCCGAGCCUGGACUCCCGCAUCGAGAUGCUCCUCCGUGCCCAGCGCCCCGCCUUCUCCUUCCUGGUCAAUGACUCGGAGGAUGAGGAGGAAAGAAGGGGAGGGGGGCGGGAGGGGGAGGGGGAUGGGGUUAGCGGGGCAUGGGUGGGGGAGGGGGAGGAGGAGGUGGAGGGGGAGGUGGGGAGGGAAGAGGAGGUGGAGAUGCUGGAGGAGGAGGAGGAGGAGGAGGAGCGGCGAAGGGGCCCUCCGCCUCCCCCUGAGGUCCGCCCCCCGCCCCUCCCUCCCCCUCCACCUCCCCCUCCACCACCUCCGCCCACUGGCUUCGAAGAUGUCCGCCCAUCCUCAGGACCCCCUCCCCCUCCACCGCCCUCCCCUCCACCAAAACCUCCCCUCCCCCCUCCUCUCCCUGCACAGAGGCGGGGAGAAGCCGGAGAGCGCGAGGCCAAUGGAGAUGAGAUGACAUCUGCCCCCUCCUCUGGCGAGGACAUGGAGAUCUCAGAUGAUGAGCCGGGUGACCCUCACCCAUCUGAGCGUAUUGAGGUGGCCGCCCCCUUCCCCUCGUUUGGGGCUGCCCGGUCCGAACCGGGCUCCCUGAGGGGGAGUGGGGCUAGUGGCAGUGGCCCAGCCCCCCCGGCCCCUGGCGCGGCACCUCCCUUCCCUCCCCACAUCUAUGACUAUGUGAAUCCCCUGGAGCUGGUCAGCCGGCUGGGUAGCCAGUGGGGAGGGUUGCCCAUGUCUUUCCAGAUGCAGACUCAGAUGUUGACCCGCCUGCAGCAGCUGGCCAGGACCAAAGGUCCGCCUGGGGCCGGCUCUUUCCCUGCCUACCCCUGCCAGGGGGCCUUUGGGGCCUAUGGAGUCUAUACCACACCCGAGAGGGAUGGCAGACUCUUCCCAGAGCCUCUACUGCCCCCCUCCAUCCCCUCGUCCACCUCCUCCACCUCAACGGCUGCUACCAGCUCCUCCUCCUCGACAGCCACCUCUGCCGAGCCUCAGGCGGCGCUCCCCUGGCAGAGCGAGGCUCCCAAAGACGACCCACACCUCUCGACGGUGGACGGUGUCCUCUCUGCCUUGGUCCUGGAGAUGAAGAACAUCAUGAAGCGGGACCUCAACCGCAAGAUGGUGGAGAUGGUGGCCUUCCGGACCUUCGACGAGUGGUGGGAGCGCAAAGAGCAGAAGGCCAAGCCCUUCCACAACACAGCGAGACUCCAGGCUAAGGAGGAGGAGAAGCCCAAGCCCAAGGAGCCUUCCAUGUUCUCGCUGGUGGACUGGGCCAAGAGCGGUGGGUUUGGAGGCUCAGCGAGUGGUGCCAGUGGUCUAGAGGCCUACGGCUUUGGGAUGGGUCUCCGAGCCUCACUGAGACUCCCAUCGUUCAAGGUGAAAAGGAAGGAGCUGUCAGAACUUCCCGAGAGCGUGGAACUCAAACGCCCUCGCCAGACCCUUGCUCUGUACGAAGAGGAUGAAGAGGUGGAACGGGAGAAGGAGACCUCGGAUGCGGCCAGCCACCCCUCAGAGGCACCCAAACGUGAUACAGAGAUGGGCAAGAAACGUGGCAAGCCCUCCAAGGCCUUGGACCUGAACAGCGAGGGCGAAGAGGAGGAGGAGACCUCGGAGAAGGAAGAGGAGGAGGAGGAGGAGGAGGCUGGUGAAUUGGAGGGCAGUGAGAAAGAGGAUUCGGAAGAAGAUGAGGCAGCUAGCGACACAUCCUCGAAAGCUGGCGACUCUGAUGAGGCGUCCGAAGCUUCAACGGGCUUUGCCAGCAGCUCUGAGGAGGAGGAGGAAGAGGAGGAGGAGGAGAUGGCAGACACGAUGGAUGACUCCACCAUGGACAGCUCUGUGACUGGUGAGAAGGAGUCCAAGCUCGAGCAGGCAGUGGAGACGGCAAACAGAAAUUCCCAGGAGCCGCAGCUCGAGGAGGAGGAUAGCCAGCCGGCAGCAGACAGCGAGGAGAGCAGCAGAGAGCCUGUGGAUGCUAUGGUGAAGUCCGAGGGGAUGGAGGAACCUGCACUUAAAACAGAGUGCACAGAUACCCCAGAGAAACCUCCUCCUCCGACGCCUGAAGCCAAGCCGCAGGUGCCUGAGGACGCAGGAGUGAGCAUCCGCCAGGCACCCGUGCUCCAGCCAACGCCUCGGAAGAGGGUGUCCUUUUCUCUGUCAGAGGAGGAGGAGGAGGCAAAGAGGGAGCUGUCGGCGGGCCCCACCACCAUCUCCAACCUGCCGCUGGAUCACGCUGGGCUGGUGAAGUCACCGUCUGCCCACGUUGGGGCCCGGGCGCGCCCCCAUCACCGCCAGGACACCUUGGCGGAGGAGAGCCUCCACUUCCGAGAGCAGCUGGGCGCCUCUUCACUUCUUCAGCUGGCCAACACCCCCCUCUCUCCUCCCCACGCACCCUCAUCCUUAUUGUCUUUGGAGAAAGGGGUCGACCUGGCCGGGCUGGCUAGCAUCGCCCUCACCUUUGGCAAGGGGAGACACCCUUCCCCUUCCCUCUCCCAUUCUUCCUCUUCCUCCUCUGGCUCCUCGGAUGGGGAGGAGGAGGAGGAGGAGGGGGCUCCCCCCCUCGCACCCUGUCGUCCCGAGCGCCUCUUCCACCUGGAGCACAGCUAUGCCAAGCCUGCCCCCCUCCCCUCACCACCGCCUCGGCGCCGCAAGACCCCCGAGGCCGCCCGACCCCAGCUGGACACCUCCACCACCCCUCCACCCCCUCCUGAGCUUCUCAGUGACCAUCUGGACGCAGUGCUGGAGGCGCCGGAAGAGGUGGUCUGUGCGCCCUACCCCGAGGCUGACCUCCGGGCCCCCGCUGCUGCACAGGAAGAAGAGGAGAGGGGCAGUAGUGAGGAGGAAGCAAGGACUCGCUUGAUCCCCAAGAGGCUGGAACCAGGCGAGGUGCCCCCUGCUGGCAAGAAGGGGGAGGGUGCUGGCAGGUUUCAGCUGCGCUCUGAGUUCGAGGAGAUGGCUGUUCUGUACGAGAUCUGGAACUCAGGUUUGGACCCUGAGGACCUUCACUACCUCCGCCUCACCUAUCAGCAGCUGCUGCAGGAGGACACUGCCCUUGACUGGCUUAACGACACACACUGGGUCUUCCACACUGUCACCAACAUCCCUAGCCCGAAGAGGAAAAGGCGCUCGGAGGAUGGGCUGAGGGAGCACCUUUCGGGAAGCGCCAGGAGCGAGGGAUUCUACAAGAUCAGCAAGAAGGAAAAGGACACUUAUCUCCGGGUUCCUGUCACUCCCCGAGAGACCCUCCUCACCCACUCUUUCCUCUGCAACCCUGCCCCCCCCAGCCAGGGCUCGAACCGGUUGCUGUCGGAGCGACGCUCUGAGCAGAGGCGGCUGCUGACCGCCAUCGGCGCUUCUGCUGUCCUGGACAGUGACCUGCUCAAGUUCAAUCAGCUCAAGUUCCGGAAGAAGAAGCUGAGGUUCGGCCGGAGCCGCAUACACGAAUGGGGUCUGUUCGCAAUGGAGCCCAUUGCGGCUGAUGAGAUGGUCAUCGAAUACGUGGGACAGAACAUCCGUCAGAUGGUCGCUGACAUGCGGGAGCGGAGGUACGAGGAAGAAGGGAUCGGCAGCAGCUACCUGUUCCGAGUGGAUCACGACACAAUCAUCGAUGCCACCAAGUCCGGGAACCUUGCCCGUUUCAUCAACCACUGUUGUACGCCGAACUGCUAUGCCAAAGUCAUUACACUGGAGGCGCAGAAGAAGAUCGUCAUCUACUCGAAGCAACCCAUCAGUGUCAAUGAGGAGAUUACCUACGACUACAAGUUCCCCAUCGAAGAGAACAAGAUUGCCUGCCUGUGCGGGACGGAGAAUUGUCGAGGCACUUUGAACUGAGGGAGCUGUUUGCUUGGGCUGAGUUUCUCUAACCCCACUUCCCCCCCCCAGCCCUUCUCUCGCUCCCCCCCCUUCCUCUCUCCCUCUCCCUUUCUCCCACCUCCCCUCUUCUCUCUCUCACCAUCUCCCAGCCCUCCCUCUCCCCUGCAUAAGGGACAGUACAGUAUUUGGAUCGUUUAAUUUAAGUUUUAAUUCUUUUUGCACUGAUCGUUCAGAACAGAACGGCACCAGCCAUACAGAUCCAACCCUCCUGCUCCAAAUGUGCAUCUGAUACUCCAAAGGCAUUCCCUCCCUCUUCUUCUGACCACCCCCCUUUUCCCCCAUCCCCUACGCCUCCUCCAUCCCUUUCCCUCCCUCCCAACCUCGCAUUCAUCUGUUAGGGUCCUCUGUGACACUCUUAAAGGGGAAGGUAUAGCAUUUAUUUUUGCCUGUAUGGGUUGCAGCUAGUCCUACACAUCACAGAUAAGCAUUAAAUCUAACUGGAGACAUUUGAUGGCAGGGACAGCUCACAGGCCUGUGGGAUCUUGCCAUUCACAGGCGGCGGUGGCGUUGUGCUUGAUGCUGCAGUGGGGAGAUCAUGUGUGUCUGUUCCCCUCCUCCAAGGACCGUGUAUUUACCUCCAGCCUUGAUCUCCUGAUUUCAAACAGGUUGCCCCAUCCCACCUCACCCUACCUACUGCCCUCCAGAGGGGGGUGGAGAAGGGCAUGGGCAAAGAAGCCCCAGGACAGCUAACAUUUACCCACUGGAGCUGCAACGUAUGCUCAUUGCGUGGGUGAUCUUGGCGAGAAUGGUGGCAAAAGCUGCAGUGGUCCCCAUCAGCACUCGUUACCCUUUUAAGAAGAUGGAGAAUGUAGCCGUUUGAAGGAAUGCUGCUGAGGGGAGGGAUGCCUGCACUGCGUCGCGUCGGUCACCAGGUGGGGCUGCUGAGCCCGGCUGGCAACCGCUCCGCCGCGCCACCUCGUGUCCGAGUGGUGGAAGGGCAAGUGCUCAAAACAUCCAAUGGCCACGGCCGCUGGUCCCCUGACUCUCACCCGCCCUCAUUACUAAUCAGUGACUGCAUCCUCUGUCUGCUGAACCAUGCCUUCCACUCCUCUGUUUUCCCCGAUGCAACCUCCACCUUCACCCCAUCCCUCCACCAGAUCUUCUGCCUCCCCUGUCUCAUCCAACUCACUCUAUCUCCUCCCCAUCUUCUCAUCUCCCUAUCUUGUCUCCCACCCCCUUCGUCCCUCAUUCUCUCACCUCCCUUCUUCUUCCUCCCACACCCUCUUGCCUUCAUCCCUACCUGACCUCUCCCUCAUCCCCUGCACCCACUUCCCCUCAUCCCCUCUCUUUACCAUCACCUACAUCUCCUUGCCCGCACCCCUCUCCACCACUCCACCCACUUCCUUCCCCUCUCCCCCUCCACACACACUCCCAACUCGACCCCUCCUUCCCCAUCACCCUUUUCACCCUUCUCCUCCCCCUCGACACCCCCAUCCCAUCUCAUCACACUCCCUCCAACCCUCCUCAUAAGACAAGGUAUGCAGGAAGAUUCACUCCAAACUCCAGUGCCUGCUUCUUGGCUCCAAAUCUCUCCCACCCCAGUGCCAAGAAGCCUCUGUGCCUUUUCUCCAAAUCCCCUUCCAUUCAGUGGGGGGGGGGAACAGGGAGGGGAGGGGAGGGUGUACACUACCCACCACAAUCCCAGUUUCUCUCCUCCAUUCUGGGAGAGCGCAUAGGCGGGGCUGCACAGCCAGAUAUUCAGGGAGGGCUUAGCCCAGAAACCCGCUGGUGGGGGGUGGGAAGGAGAGAGAGAGAGAGAAAUUCUCCCUCUUCCUCCCUCUUCCUUUCUCUCUCCCUCUGUCUCUCUGCAGCAGUGAGGGCAAAAUCAAAGCAACAAAAACACAGGAUGUAAAAUAUUGUAGAUGGGAACUCGGGGAAAACAACUAAACAGGGCUUUUAAAUGCCAAGGUCGUUUCUUGUGGAAACGAGUUGUUUGUUAUGUACAUAUUGAAUUAUCCAUUCAUUACUAUGACUGUACAUAUGUGUGGGC
Hypanus sabinus (Atlantic stingray) is the source of this 7666-nucleotide messenger RNA. Its product is annotated as histone-lysine N-methyltransferase SETD1A-like. Gene Ontology annotation, molecular function: RNA binding; histone H3K4 methyltransferase activity; protein binding. The coding region runs from base 436 to 5634 and encodes 1732 amino acids. Lineage: Eukaryota; Metazoa; Chordata; Chondrichthyes; Myliobatiformes; Dasyatidae. Gene Ontology annotation, cellular component: Set1C/COMPASS complex. The transcript has 20 exons. The record is from RefSeq and is a predicted model, not a curated record.